AUGGUCUUGGCAGAAGUAGCAUGGGCUUGGGCAGCAGUUCUUGGAUCUGUAAGAGAAGCUAAGGCCAAGGAAAUUCAAGGGCAUAUAUUGGUUUGUCAAAAUGAAGAGAAGAACCAUUCCACAGAAGAACUUAGCAAGUCUGAAAUUCAGGAGGAGCUGAAAAAGGCUAACAGCCUUCCUAGUUUGACUCCUAGAAUCAAACCAGCAGAUAAAGACAAGCAACCCCGAGAAGAAUCUAAACCCUCUACCUUCCAAGAUGUACCCAAUAGAUGUGAAAAGGAUUUACAGAACACAAAUACUCUUCUGGAGGGGACAGAGCCAAAGCGUCCAAAAAUUGAAGAGCCUAUCUGUUCUACAGCUAGAAUAAAAGAGGAUUCUGUAAACAAAGAUGAUGCCGUCUUAAUUAAUAUUGGGAAAGAUACCUCACAGGAUCUGCAAGGAGGCUGGAAACAAUCUGCAGAUGUGCAAAAGCAGAUGCAACGGAAGCCAGAAGCACCCGCAGUCACUUAUGCAACAUAUCGAGGUUCUGCAAGGAUUAGGCAGCUACUGAAGAAUCAAUCAGAAAUGGCUCAAAAAGGAGAAGAAAGUACUGAGAACAGAAAUGGUUCAGUGGUCAAAGAAAAUGGAGAAAUCCAAACAAGCGUGCCUCCAAAAUCAGGACACUUACUAAAAGAAAAUCAAGACGAUGAGGGUAAAGAUCCCAAAGAUGAUGCCGUAGUAAAUUCUUCUGCAGUUAAAAUGGGAAGGAAAAAGUCUGAAAUGCAGGAUGAUAGUUUACAUUCACCCAAACCAAAAAAUAAGACAGUUAAUGAAGAACUACAGGUGAGUACAGAAGAAUUUUGCUGUAAUCAUCAAAUGGAGAGUGACUCGGCACUAGCAUUGGAUGCCCAGAUGCUUCAUUCCAGUAGCACUACAUUUCAGCAGCAAGCAGAUCAGGAUACAGGUAGUGCAAAUAAACAUAGUGAUCCAAGAAAAAGUGAUGCACAGAAAAUUGUGGCAGCUGUAGAAAGAGAGCAAAAUCAACAGAACUUUUUUGCUACUGUUCUUUUACCUUUUAAUGAACAAAUACCCGCUUUGCUUAGCACGGAGUCCAAAAGAGAAAAAUCUAUAGCCACAGGUAAUCUAACUGCUUCAGUGUCAUCUAUUAGAAAUGAUGAGGAUACAGUCACGGACAGGGGCACUUGUCAUGAAGAACUAAGUGAGUUAGGGAAACCAACGCACAUACAAAGUGAUCACCAGUUAAUCCAUGUGGAGAAUUCUGAGGAUACUGCCACACAGCAGUCUGGUUUACCUUGUCUAGAAACUGAGGGUGUGGAAACAAUGAAGGUUUUAUCUGAGGUUGCAGUGGAAAACCUUGCCAAUGUAUUGUCAUGCAUAGAUGGGUGUCAAAGUGUGAAAUCUAACCUCAAUGAGCUGACAGCACCUCUUUCUGUUACUUACGAGUCUUCUUUUGAAACUGGAGGCUGUUGCUCAGCUUUUCUUCAUCCUAGUUGCAAGCCCAAAAAUGAAACUAUGGGGAAAGGAGAAGUCAGUUUAAAAGAUGAGAGACAGACACUUUCUUGUCCUGAUCUUGAAUAUGAGAAGAGCAAAUCCUUUGAGCCUGUAGAGAUGAGCCUCUCAGAAAACUCUGUUCCUGUCCACAACCAUGGUCCUGUUUCCCUUGAAGCUGUUCCUGCCAAGGCAUUAGUUACACUCACAGAAGAUAACACAGCAAAGCCUGCACCUUGCCCUUUAAUCACCAUUGACAGGACAAAUGCUUCUAAAAUCAACAAGACUGGUGUGACUGAGGUUACUCUUGUUCCUUCUGAGUGUAGAGAUUGCACCUCUGAGUUUUCCUCUCAUGUUUCUAAGCCACAAGAAAACAAUCUGGAGAUUUCUUAUUCUGCCUUGAGAUAUGGAGGAAGACCUUUGACCAACCAUUCUGCUUUCAUCUGUGAAAAAGAUGUUGAUGUAGAUGUAAUUUCUGAAUCUCCACCCAUUUUUGAAGAUAGGUGUAUUAAUUUUUCUUCCAAGGAGGAAAACAGUAAUAAGCCUAGGAUAUCACCCAAAGUACUUGCUUCUUCAUCUGACAACCAAGGAAAAAUGCCUUCUCCUGCCAUUAACUCUGCAAAUGGCCAGACUGCUAGAUGGUCUGCUGCUUCUGAACAGGACAGCUUUAUUUUUCCAGCUCCUGAGUCUAGGAGAAUAAUCCCUGAGGACAGAAUAACUGAGGUGCCACUUUGCUCAGGAGACCUGAGAGCUUUGUGCCUGGCUGAUUCUCUGGAACCUGAGCUUACUCCAGCUACGUUUGAUAGCUCUGCUGCCGGAGUAGAUGUGGGGAGUGUUUGCAUCCCCAGGCCCACUUCACCUACUCUGGGAUCCAGAGAAGCCUCCAAUCUUUCUGUUUCUGCCUUGGAAACAGUGGGCAUUGCUCAGGGGAACAGUAAUUCUUCCAGUCACAGAGCUAGCGAUGGGGCAGAGGAGGCCUCUUUUGCACCACAGGCUGACAGCAGUGUCUUGGCAGAGGCAAUGACAUCACCCGUCGGUCCUUGGAAAUCUUUGGAAAUGACAUCUGAGUCAGCCUGUACUGAGAGCACAUGCAGAAAAGCUGUGGGACAGGUCAGUCUUUGUAACCGUGCUUCUGGUAUCUCAGAAACCGCUUCUGCGACAGGUGAUCAAACAGGUGCUGCACCUGCAGAUUCAAAUGAUCUCUGUUCUGAGGAAAUAUGGGAAGAUACCGAUGUGAAGGGACAAGAACGUGCUACAUUCCAGGAUGCUGCUGUUUUGUGUAGAAAAGCUGAGGAAAUAGUGGACUCAGUUUUACACUUGGCUAUAGAAGAAAUAAUAGCAAAACAAGCCAUUGGUGUCUGCCAGCUUUGUGGGAGCAAGGACAGUUUAAUAAAUACGGGUAUUCUAAAUGAUCAGAAAGCUGGAACUGUACAGCUGGAAGCAGAAGACAUCCAGUCAGCUGUGCAGUCAUUAAAACAUUUUAAUGAGAGCCAUGGAGGAGGCUCAUCUUCAUUUACAGGAAAUGAAGCAGUGGAUACAAAUAAUCAAGAUGAAAAGAUACUAUCUUACAUCCCUGAUAAAACCGACCUACAUAGUGCACUAGCAUUAAAAGCAAAGGAAAUAAUUGAUGAAGUCAUUAACUCAGCCAAACAAAAACUGGCAUCCAGUCCAUGGCAAGGCAGUGAGAGUAAAGGACCUUCUGAAAAGGUUGAGCCUAAACCUAAGACUGAAACCCCAAAAAUUUUAAACCUGGAUAUGAAGUUACCUGCCAAAACACAGGAACCAACAGAGAAGGAGGAAACUCGGAGUGUAGCAGUAAACUGUGAAAAGUCAGAUUGCUUAGGUCCUCCUUUACUUCCAGAUAGUAUAGAAAAUGACAUAGAUUGGCCCCAAAGAGGUGAAAAGAUACCAAAUAAUGCAUUUACAUGUCAAACAAAUGGAUUUCCACCCACUGGUAGUUCAGCAAAGCCAGAAUCGGAUCUUACGACACCAGCAAAAGAGAGACACAAUAGAAAGGUGUGUGAACAUCUGCCUGCAGCGGAGUUGUGUGGCAAAGCUAGAGUAUCAGCAACUAGUAGAAAAUCUGAUGGACCUUCAAUACAUAGAGAUGCUACUGUGACUGAAGAGAUGCUUCUGUCAUUGCAGUUAAAAGAUUCAUGUAAUAAUACAAAUAUGCCAGAGUGCACAUUGCUGCCAACUGUAAAUGUUAAUUUGUCAUCUUCUAUGCCUGAUGAAGAGUGUAUCGGCAUGCAGAGUGAAUCCAAAGACAAAAGCAGUCCUCAGAGGUCUCUGGAAAGCAGUGCAGAGGACAGUCUGUAUGAACACUGUGGAAGAGAGGCUGCAGAAGAAGUACCUGUACAAGUAAAAGCAACCUUAGAAGAUUCAAAGGCAGUGGAGAAUAAAGAGGAACUAGCAGAAGGGGCAAGUGAGAUAGGAGAGGUUAAUGUUGGAUUAAAUACACAGUUUAUUAUACCUGAAUUGUCUGUUAUUGGAGAGGACAGUGAAGGGAAAGACUGCUUCAACGCAGUCUUUGUCCAAAAUAAUGAGAAUCUGAAGCAGGUACAUAUGAAGGAUCAAGACAUGAAAAGAAAUUAUCAACUUGAAGAAAAUGGUCUGGACUGCAGUGACAACGUUAAGGAAUCGACAGAUCUUUUGACCUUUUCCCCACUAAUUGAACAGUGGGAAAACAGUUCUUUUACUAUCGUUUAUGAAGGUACCCUUCAAACCGAGAAUAAAUCUGUCUCAACUGAUGAUAUGCAAACUGGUUCGCUUUCUUCUUCUGAUUUGCCUUCAGAUAAUAUAGAUCAUCUAAUGUGUGAAAGAGCAAAGAAUAAACAUGAGCCAGCCUGUCUUUAUGGGAGGGGUAACAAGUUGAAUGAAGCAACAGAUAGCCAUAGCUCAGAGUCAUUUCUGAGUGUGGAGGCCAAACGCUAUAGAGUAUAUCCUUUCUCUUUGUCUCCAAUAUAUGAAGACGACAGCUCCCAAGAAGACUUGCUUUCCACAGAUGUGUCGCCAGAAGGCCAUCCUGGUGGAAUGUCUAAAGAUAACGCUGAACACGCUUCUGUGCUUUCCCUUCUCCAGUCAGUUUCUGAGCGCUUACAGUUUACUACUCAGUUCAGUAAAGAGGAGGAUGACGAGGAGGAAGAGGGAGUGCAGGAUGAGGAGGAAGAAGAAUCAUCAUAUGAAGGAAAUAUACUUGAUGUAGGGAGAGAAGACGACUGUCUGUCCAGUCAGUGGAGAGGGAAUUUAAAAACAACCAUUCAAUCAAAUGACCAACAUCGAUCUUUGUUUCCUGGACAAUCACCUUUUCUUUCAAAAGAACAACUUGACUCCAAGGAGCAAUCAGAACAGUUUCCAGAUGUGGCUUCUCCCAGUCAAACACCUUGCAAGCUAGUUUCACAGAAAGUCGAUGCUGCUCUAAAGCGUCCUCCUUCAAGUGUAUACUACCAGUAUUUGAAAUCUGCCAGCAAUUGCUCCUCUGAGAAGGGGACCAGGUUUGGAAGCAUUCUCCAAGAUAUGUUGCAGCCAAAGAUUCAUUGGUUUCAAGACAACACCAUGCCAAAACUGGGAGAAUUGUCAGCGAACCUCAUUGACAGGGCAAGUCUCAAAUGCAAUCCAAGACCAGGAAAGAUUAUUAUUUAUGAUAUUUAUGGCGACAAAAGUAAACAAGAAGUUCAUUCUGAUGUGCUAGAUACCACAUCCUGGAUCUUUCCCAUUGGAGCAUUACUUAGGAUAAUUAGAGGAUGUUGGAUUUUUUAUGAGAAACCAAAGUUCCAGGGUCGGAAAUAUGUACUAGAAGAAGGGGAGACUGUGCUGGAUCACCUUUGGGAUCUUCCAGGCGUGAAACAUCGUCGAAGAAACCUCACAGUUGGUUCAAUCAAACAUGUUACAAAGGACUGUGGCAUUCCAGAGGUAGAGUUCUGUCUGGGAGCCAGCACAGAGGGACUUCCUAUCUGCAUACAGAGUGCAGUUGCCAAUUUAGAAGAACUGGAUGUUGAGAAAAACCCUUAUAUAAGUGUCAAAUCAGGAGUAUGGCUUGCUUAUUCAGACUUUAAUUACAAAGGAGAGAUGAAGGUUUUGGAAGAAUGUGAUUUAUCAUCUGAAAUUCCUUCAGCAGAUGUGAAAUCUCUGCGUCCCUUAAAAAUGGGUGGACUAAAGGUACAAAUGCCAAUGAAUGUCAAGAUAAUAAUAUAUGAGAAAACUCACUUUGGAGGAUGGUCCAAAGAGUUUUCAGAAAACAUCAGUUCUGUCCCAGCUCUGUUUGGUAGCGAAGAGGAGUUUCAGGAAAUUGGAUCAAUACGUGUAAUUGGUGGAGUAUGGGUUGCCUAUGGUAAGGAACGCUACAAAGGCCAACAGUACUUGCUGGAGGAGGGAGAUUAUGAAGACAGAUGCUCAUGGGGGGGAACUGACAGUGUCCUCCUGUCUUUCCGGUUCCUUCAGGCUGAUUUCAUAGAGUCAUCAGUGGCACUUUAUCAGUCUGAUGAUGAAGAUGGGAAAGCAUUAGACAUCAUCAAUGAAGAAAUCCCUGAUUUGGAGCUGGUUGGAUUUGGCCCAGAGACGAGAUCGAUUCUUGUGAGAAGUGGAGUGUGGGUCGCAUAUCAGCAGAAAUAUUUCUGUGGAGAACAAUAUGUAUUGGAGAAAGGAAAAUAUAAAUGUUUCUUCGACUGGGGAGGAUCUAGUAAAAUCAUCAUGUCGAUUCGACCUAUUAAGUUGGAACCACUUGGAACGAAUGAGCCUCCACAUUUGCUCAAAGCUUUCAGUAAUACACAUUUCCAAGGAGCAUGUAUAGAUUUCACAGCAGAAGUUUCUGAUUUUACAUCAUUCAUACCAUGUUCUUUUAAGGUUCUUCGGGGAUGUUGGCUCCUGUAUUACCAAGGGGAAAUCACUGACAAUCACUGUGUGCUGGAAGAAGGCCUCUAUGUUGACCUCCGUUCCUGUGGCUGCCCAACUGCUACAAUCAAAUCCCUCAAGCCUAUUCAAUAC
Messenger RNA from Balearica regulorum gibbericeps (East African grey crowned-crane), 6471 nucleotides. Lineage: Eukaryota; Metazoa; Chordata; Aves; Gruiformes; Gruidae. The record is from RefSeq and is a predicted model, not a curated record.